This is a messenger RNA of Planococcus citri (citrus mealybug), 1061 nucleotides long. RefSeq lists its product as uncharacterized. The coding region runs from base 1 to 981 and encodes 326 amino acids. The transcript has 3 exons. The record is from RefSeq and is a predicted model, not a curated record. Lineage: Eukaryota; Metazoa; Arthropoda; Insecta; Hemiptera; Pseudococcidae.
AUGCACCAGAAUGCACGAUGUCAAGUGGUCAACCAUACCCGUACAUGCAGUUGUUUACCCGAAUUUGCAGGAAAUGCGUUGAUAAAAUGUGUUAAACAACAUAAGCGUGUAAUUAAAUUUUUGGCUUUAAUUUCAAUUUCCAAAUCAAUUAGGUAUUUGAUCCGAGCUUCUCGACAACUUAUUAUUAUUUCUUUGUUAUAUACUUUAGCCAAACCAGUCAAGGAUUUGUGUUGUCCUUCGCCAUGCGGACCAAACAGCGAAUGUCGCCAAGUGAACAAUUACGUUGCAUGUUCUUGCAAAGAAAACUACAUUGGCUUGCCUCCGUUAUGCAGACCGGAAUGCAUUGAAGAUUCCGUAUGUCCUCAAAGCAAAGCCUGCAUCCAGCAGAAAUGUCAAGAUCCGUGUAUCGCGGCUUGUGGUCAGAAUGCACAAUGUCUAGUGGUCAACCAUACCCGCAAGUGCGAAUGUUUACCAGGUUACACAGGAGAUCCUUUAGUAAAAUGUGUCGGAGAAGAACAACUAUAUGAAAAAUGUCACACAAUUUUGAAAACCCGCCAUUACAACUACAGAUAUUUUUUUCCAAUUCGUAAACGAGAUGACAAUAAUAUAGAGUUAAAAUUCAAAGUGAAAGCGAACCGUGACGCUCAUAUGUUAUUUUCACAAGAUGUAUUCCCUAAAAACAAAAAUACAGCUUAUGAGAUAGUACUGGGAGCAUGGAAUAACACCGGUGCAAUAAUUCGAAAAACUAGAUAUGAUCCAAAUACAGUUGCAACCAAAGUGGACGACGGUAUGCUGUCACUCAACGAAUGGCGCGAAUUCUGGAUUGAAAUUACAAAUAAGGAUAAUAAGAGUAAAAUAGAAAUAGGAAGAAAGGGAAAAAGUGCAUUCUUAUCAUCAGAAGAUUCAAAACAUCUACCGAUUGAAUAUUACGCCGUUGCUGGUUCGAACAAUGCUACUGUUUUAUGGAGCCUUCCUUGUUGAUACGCAUCGCACUGAUGGUUAAAAUCAUACACUAUUUGUACAUAUAACUUAUGGAUACCUAAUUGACCGAAUAAAAUUUA